ACACCAAAACAAAACAAAAAAAAAAGUUGAUUUUCGAAGACAACUAUCCUAUUCCGAAAUAAUAAAGAAAUAAAUUCUGAUUUCUCUACUAUAAGUUGACUACAAAAUUGUGAAGAGUAGUAAUUCGAUCGAAUUCAUCCAAUCAAAGCAUGGCUAAACUGCCACUAAUCUCGUGCCUGCUCUUAGCUCUCUGCAGCCUAUCUCUAUCAGCAAAUGUUUUCAUCAGCAUCGACUGCGGCUCAUCGGCGACGUACAAGGACGAGAACGGAAUCUCAUGGACAGGCGACGACGAGUACGUCGGCACGGGCGAGUCCCGUGCCGUGCAGCCGUCGAGCUCCUACAGCCGCGUGAUGGACACGCUGCGCGUGUUCCGGAACCAGACCAAGCACUGCUACGUGAUCGGCGACGUGAAGCGGGGGCGCGUGCUGGUACGCGCCACCUUCCUCUACGGGAACUACGACGGCCGGAACUCCCCGCCGGCCUUCGACCUGCUCUUCGACGGCUACUACUGGGCGUACGUGAACAACUCGGGGCCCACGCCCUCGCGGUUCGAGGUCAUCUACACGACGACGAGGGAGACGAUCAGCGUGUGCGUGUCGCAGUAUGAAGCCGGGCAGUUUCCGUACAUCAAUGCCAUCGAGGUGCGGAGUUUGGAUUCCACUAUGUAUGGCGGUCUGGGUGAGGACAGGGACAUUUACCCCUUGUUCACGAGGAGAAGGGUGGCUUUUGGUGCUAAUGCAACCAUCAGGUUUCCGGACGAUCCCUACGACAGACAAUGGGCCCGUGACACGUUCAUGAACGGAACGAUCCAAGUCACGAGCGACGCCCGUCUCAGCAGCGAUAUCCAAACGGUCGAUAAACCGCCGCUUGCCGUGUUGAAAACGGCCGUUACUGCCCCCACACUCAAUUCAACCAUAGACUUUUACCUCGCGUUAUCUAAAUCCUUCAACUCCUCCGUCUACGCCAAUUGGUACUUCUCCGAGGUCACUCGCCUCGGCCCCAACCAAACCCGGUCCUUCGCCUUCUACAAGGACAACGUCGCCUUCUCCACGCCCUUCUCGCCGCCCUACGAAAACUGCACGGGCAAGUUCGUCAGCAACAUUUCAAUUUCGGCGAACAACACCUUCUCCCUUGUCGCAAACGAGAACUCCACGCUCCCGCCCCUCGUCAAUGCCAUGGAAGUGUUCAUCCUCGGAGAUUUACCACUCAACAAUGGCACUGACGAGAAAGACGUUGAAGGGUUAGCUUCGCUGCAAAAAGCGUUCAGUUCGUUGCGAAAUUGGAGCGGCGAUCCUUGUCUUCCUAAAUUAUACAACUGGGAUUGGGUCAAAUGCGACGGUGAUAGAGUCAAAUCACUACUUCUUGGUGGCUUCGGGCUUUCGGGGUUGCUUCCAGAUUUCACUUCCAUGGAUGCUCUUACUACAAUAAAUCUUUCAAAUAACAGCUUGCGAGGGAAUAUUCCUGAUUUUCUUGGCUCGUUGCCGAAUCUCCAAAUAUUGAAUCUCGAGAAUAACAAAUUCAACGGUACCAUUCCAGCCUCAUUAUUAGCAAAAAAGAGCCUAAUUUUACGGGUAAGUGGGAAUCCGGAGCUGUGUACAUCAAACUCGUCGUGCCCGACUCCGACGACAAGUCUGCCGACGAAUUCUUCCGUCGGGAAGAGGAAGAACAUUCUAGAAAGUAUCUUCGCCGCCAUGAUUUCAUGCAUUAUCGUAUUACACUUGAGUUGAUAAAAAAAUGCAUGGGACAUUUUAGUCCAAUUUCUUUUAUAUAUAUAUUUUGUAGUUCAACAAAUUUACUGAUUAAUUUACUGUAAUUAAUUCAGUACAUUGAUUUUUAUCAAUAAAAUAAAUUGUCACCCA
Salvia miltiorrhiza (redroot sage) is the source of this 1859-nucleotide messenger RNA. Its product is annotated as probable LRR receptor-like serine/threonine-protein kinase At1g05700. Gene Ontology annotation, molecular function: protein binding. The record is from RefSeq and is a predicted model, not a curated record. NCBI's taxonomy places the organism in Eukaryota, Viridiplantae, Streptophyta, Magnoliopsida, Lamiales, Lamiaceae. The transcript has 8 exons. Bases 150 to 1727 code for a protein of 525 amino acids.